Molecule: messenger RNA, 1428 nt
Organism: Quercus lobata
Lineage: Eukaryota; Viridiplantae; Streptophyta; Magnoliopsida; Fagales; Fagaceae
Product: potassium transporter 7-like
Exons: 5
Coding region: 322-1428 (368 amino acids)
Biological process (GO): potassium ion transmembrane transport
Cellular component (GO): vacuolar membrane; plant-type vacuole
Molecular function (GO): potassium ion transmembrane transporter activity
Source: RefSeq, a predicted model, not a curated record
AAAACAUUUUCCCAGUAAAAUUAGUUAACAUACAAAACUCAUGAACGCAGCCAGCCAAUUUUCCUGUUUUACAUUUACUUUCUUAAAUCGCGUGAUCUCCAAGCUCAAAACGGUACAGUACAUAAAGAGAGAGCCGCACUGGGAAACUGUUUCCUGAGAGAAAGAAAAGCCAAAUCCAAAUCCAAUUCCAAACCCGAAAUUUUCCAUGCCAAACCCUAAAAACAUUUUCCCUCAUUUUCCUGCCACCCAAACACCUCGCUCGUGAGAAAAGCCUCCACGACUACGCGCAUUUCUUGAACUCAAAACCGGUAGUGGGCGGUGAUGGCGGAGGAGGAGGAGGAUGAGAUCGGAGGACUGGCCUCGAUGGACUCCACGGAGUCACGUUGGGUGUUCCAGGACGAAGACGAUUCCGAGAUCGAGGACGAUUAUGACGAAGACGAUGACGCUUCGCAGCGGACUGCGAACACGGCUGACGCGUUGGAUUCAGAGGAUGAAGAUGACAAUGCCGAGCAGAGACUGAUUCGCACUGGUCCACGCAUCGACUCCUUCGAUGUCGAGGCCCUCGAGGUCCCUGGCGCUGCCAGAAAUGAAUAUGAGUUGCAGGACUUUAGUAUGGGAAGAAGAAUUUCACUUGCUUUCCAGACCCUUGGGGUUGUCUUUGGUGAUGUUGGAACAAGUCCAUUAUAUACCUUCAGUGUGAUGUUUAACAAGGCACCUAUUAAUGGAACAGAAGAUGUUAUUGGAGCAUUAUCACUAGUCCUAUACACCUUAAUCUUGAUCCCUCUGGUCAAGUACGUCCUGGUUGUCCUUUGGGCUAAUGACGAUGGUGAAGGUGGUACUUUUGCUUUAUACUCAUUGAUUUGUCGGCAUGCUAAGGUUAGUCUUCUCCCGAAUCAGCUUCCAUCGGAUGCCCGUAUAUCAAGCUUCAGGCUAAAGGUUCCAUCUGCUGAGCUUGAGAGAUCACUAAAAAUCAAGGAAAGACUUGAGAAUUCACAGGCUUUGAAAAAGCUUCUUCUGAUGUUAGUGCUUGCUGGCACCUCUAUGGUGAUAGCUGACGGGGUUAUUACACCAGCGAUGUCAGUCACGUCAGCUGUUAGCGGCCUAAAAGUUGGAGUAGAAUCCAUUAAGGAAGGUGAAGUGAGGAUGAUUUCAGUUGCUUUUCUUGUGAUUUUGUUCAGCGUACAGAAGUUCGGGACAAGUAAAGUGGGACUUGCUGUUGGCCCUGCUUUAUUCAUUUGGUUUUGUUCUCUUGCGGGCUUUGGGAUUUACAACCUUGUUAAAUAUGACAAUAGUGUCUUGACAGCAUUUAAUCCUGUUCAUAUCUAUUACUUCUUUAAGAGGAACUCAACUAAGGCGUGGUACUGUCUUGGGGGUUGUCUCUUGUGUGCAACAGGUAAUUCUUCAGUUUGGGAAUAUUGGAUUCACUAA